Mandrillus leucophaeus (drill) is the source of this 1747-nucleotide messenger RNA. It is a transcript of the gene DECR1, whose product is annotated as 2,4-dienoyl CoA reductase 1, mitochondrial. Gene Ontology annotation, cellular component: mitochondrion. The transcript has 12 exons. Gene Ontology annotation, biological process: fatty acid beta-oxidation. The coding region runs from base 662 to 1642 and encodes 326 amino acids. Gene Ontology annotation, molecular function: 2,4-dienoyl-CoA reductase (NADPH) activity. The record is from RefSeq and is a predicted model, not a curated record. NCBI's taxonomy places the organism in Eukaryota, Metazoa, Chordata, Mammalia, Primates, Cercopithecidae.
GUUCCGGAGAAUCAACAUGACGCUGCAGGCCAGGGUUUUCUUUGCUCUGGGGUCGCGGCUGCCCUGUGGCCUCGCUCCUCGGCGGUCUGAAAAAUGAGUAAAGGUGGAAGCCAAAGUAUCACUUUUAUUGUGGUUUGUGAGAGGCAGCUGGGCCCAUCAGCUGCAUCUCCCGAAGUAGGCAGACUUACAUAACUCUGGAGGAAGGCGGAAUAUUGCCCUUUGAAAGCAGCUGGCUCCCAAGAGGGAGACCAAGGAGGACUGUUCAUACCCAACGAUCCUGUCAAAAUUUACCGGUCAUAUCAACUGUCCUCUGCAGGGACAGAUUGUACCUCAGUUUGUGUUGUUAUAAAGGAACACCUGAGGCUGGGUAAUUUAUAAAGAAAAAGGUUUGUUUGGCUCAUGAUUCUGAUGCCUGGACAAGUUCAAGACUGAGCAUCUGCAUCUGGUGAUGGCCUAAGGCUGCUUGCACUUGUGGCAGAAGGAUGAGGAUGGUACUAUGACAUUCGUGAUGGAUCUGCCCCCAUAACCGAGGCACCUCCUAUUAGUCCCCACCUCCAACAUUGGGGAUCACAUUUCAACAUGAGGUUUCAAGGGACAAGCAUCCAAACGUCCCUAGCAGGUUGACUGGAGUUGUACUACCUGAGCUUCUCUCAGUAGGGAGAUGUCAGGACUGGGGAAGAAGCAUCUCCUGCUCGUGGGGGAAUUUUUCAGUUAUGGGACAAAAAUAUUAUAUCAAAACACUGAAGCUUUGCAGUCUAAAUUCUUUCCACCCCUUCAAAAAGCGAUGCUACCACCUAAUAGUUUUCAAGGAAAAGUGGCAUUCAUUACUGGGGGAGGUACUGGCCUUGGUAAAGGAAUGACGGCUCUUCUGUCCAGCCUAGGUGCUCAGUGCGUGAUAGCCAGCCGGAAGAUGGAUGUUUUGAAAGCUACCGCAGAACAAAUUUCUUCUCAAACUGGAAAUAAGGUUCAUGCAAUUCAGUGUGAUGUGAGGGAUCCUGAUAUGGUUCAAAACACUGUGUCAGAACUGAUCAAAGUUGCAGGACAUCCUAAUAUUGUGAUAAACAAUGCAGCAGGGAAUUUUAUUUCUCCUACUGAAAGACUUUCUCCUAAUGCUUGGAAAACCAUAACUGACAUAGUUCUAAAUGGCACAGCCUUUGUGACACUAGAAAUUGGAAAACAACUAAUUAAAGCACAGAAAGGAGCAGCAUUUCUUGCUAUUACCACUAUCUAUGCUGAGACUGGUUCAGGUUUUGUAGUACCAAGUGCUUCUGCCAAAGCAGGUGUGGAAGCCAUGAGCAAGUCUCUUGCAGCUGAAUGGGGUAAAUAUGGAAUGCGAUUCAAUGUGAUUCAACCAGGGCCUAUAAAAACCAAAGGUGCCUUUAGCCGUCUGGACCCAGCUGGAACAUUUGAGAAAGAAAUGAUUGACAGAAUUCCCUGUGGUCGCCUGGGGACUAUAGAAGAACUCGCAAAUCUUGCUGCUUUCCUUUGUAGUGAUUAUGCUUCUUGGAUUAAUGGAGCGGUCGUUAAAUUUGAUGGUGGAGAGGAAGUACUUAUUUCAGGAGAAUUCAAUAACCUGAGAAAGGUCACCAAGGAGCAGUGGGACACCAUAGAAGGACUCAUCAGGAAGACAAAAGGUUCCUAAGACCACUUUGGCCUUCAUCUUGGUUACAAAAAAGGGAAUAGAAAUGAAACAAAUGAUCUCUCAUCUUUUGACUAUUUCAAGUCUAAUAAAUUGUUAAUUAACAAA